AUGUACUUGAAAAUGGUUGUGUGCCUUCAAGAAGUUGAGAUACAGCAUUAUCAAGACUGGUUUGAACCCAAGCUGAGAGGAAAAGGUUAUGCUGGAUUGUACAAGAAAAGAUCUGGGGAUAAGACAGAUGGAUGUGCCACAUUCUUUAAGGAAUCAAGAUUUACAUUGGUUGAAUCAAAGCUUGUUUCCUUCAAUAAACCAGAAGUCAAACUAAUGGACCGUGACAAUGUAGCUGUUGUGGUUCUGUUGAAGCCCAGGACUACAGGCAGUUCAUCUCGCCACGCUAACAAUAUGGUGUGUGUGUCCAACACUCAUUUGCUUUUUAACAGAAAAAGAGGAGACAUCAAGCUUGCACAGCUGUCUUGCUUGUUUUCAGAACUUGAGGAAAUAGCAAGAAUUUCCCCGCCUGGUAAAGAAGGUUCUUCGUACUAUCCAAUCAUAUGCUGUGGAGAUUUCAAUAGCACUCCAUUUUCUCCAAUUUAUAGUUUUGUUGUGCAUGGUUUUCUUGAUUACACAGGAAUGCACCGUGAUAACUUUUCUGGGCAGAGCCAUUUUCGAAACAGUUAUCCACCAAAGUAUGCCUUAACAAGCAAUCUCAUUCCAUGGGAGUUAGGAAUUACAACUUCGUGUACCAAGAGAAAUGAGUCUUCAGAAACUGAUGGAAAUUCUUGUAGCAAUGCAGAGGGACAAGACAAUUUGCAGGCAUCAGGAUCUAGAAUUCGUCCUGUUUCAUCUUGUUGUGAUGGCUCAUUCCACGGUGCAGUACCGUUUGAGACUAGUGAAGGCAAUCCUUCAAAUUAUAGAAUUGCUGAAAAUCGUGUGGGAAAUAAUGAGUGUUCUCACACUUCCAGUUCUACACAGUGCAAUCCAGGGCAAAGUAAAGAACUUCAGUCUCCACAGAGUAGUUCAUCAUUGCCAAGGAUUGACACUGCACAGUCACAGUCACUGGAUUUCAUGGAGCACGAAGAAGGAAUACAAACCGGCAAGCAUUCUGUAACAGAUACGACUGAAAAAGAUGCCUACAAUGCCUGUACAAUCCUACGACACAAAUUUGACUUCUUUAGUGUCUACAGGCAUUACUUCAAAGGUGGGCAACAGGAAGUUACUACCUUUCAUGACCAAUCAAGUACAACUGUGGAUUACAUAUUUGUUUCUCCUGGGCAGCAGCAGUACUGCCGCAGGUGUCGGAGGCACCAUGGACCCCUACAGCUGACAGGAAACCUUGGCCUGUUGAGUGAAAGUGGUAUAUGGAAUCUUGAUGGCCAAGGACUUCCUAAUAAGUAUUUAUCUUCUGAUCAUCUUUCACUGGUAGCGUCAUUUUUGUUGCAUGUUUAAUUACUGUUAGUCUCCUUUUUAACAUUCUUUUAGCCUGGAUAGCAAGUGCAGUUAUUAGGGUGUGUUUGGCCCUUUUAGUUUCCAAGUUGUAUCAAAUUUUCAAAUCCUCGUCCAGCUCUUGAAGUUCCGUCAUGGGAGAUAUGUUCAACAGCUGCCAUUAACGAUUUUAGCAGUUCAGUUUAAAUUGCGCGUUUUAAAUUCUUGGUUUUUAAGCAGAAGUGUUUGCAAUCCAUUUGCGAUUUAUGCAACAUGCCCAGUUUGUGUUUCAUUUAAAAAAAAAGGAAAAGCUGUAGGUAAUGAUUUAAAUUUGUUAGUGCCAAUGAAAUAAAAACUGUUGGCUGAAAAUAAUAUUACAAAAUGAAGCGAGUAAAGAUGCCAACCGAUAA
Molecule: messenger RNA, 1721 nt
Organism: Orbicella faveolata
Lineage: Eukaryota; Metazoa; Cnidaria; Anthozoa; Scleractinia; Merulinidae
Product: RNA 2',3'-cyclic phosphatase ANGEL2-like
Molecular function (GO): 3'-5'-RNA exonuclease activity
Source: RefSeq, a predicted model, not a curated record